Molecule: messenger RNA, 745 nt
Organism: Pocillopora damicornis (cauliflower coral)
Lineage: Eukaryota; Metazoa; Cnidaria; Anthozoa; Scleractinia; Pocilloporidae
Biological process (GO): translation
Cellular component (GO): ribosome
Molecular function (GO): structural constituent of ribosome
Source: RefSeq, a predicted model, not a curated record
GUCUUAGUCAAUACAAGAUGGCGACUAUUUUGCAAGGAUUGUUUAGAAGUCGCUUUCAAGUACUUUCAAGUCGGCAAUUUUGGUUUGGUGAAGUUCAGAGUUUUCAUCCUAUUUCUUGGUGUGUUUUUCAAGCACUUUUUGGGAAUGACAGAGCAAGAAUACUACAGAGUAAUAACAUACUUCCUGGUAGAAGAUCAGCAGGGUCAUAUUUGGACAUAAAGAAGCAUCACAGGGCAUAUGGCUCUCAAAUAUUAAAAUUCAACCAUCUUCCUGUGAUACAUAUCAAAGCAACAUUUAACAAUACAGUCAUUACAAUAUUGGACAAAAAUGGUGAGAGAUGGUUAACAAGUUAUUGUAUCUUUUCAUUGUCAAUAUCUGUGAUUUCUUUUUUAUUUUUUUUCUGUUUAAAACAUUAUUACUUUUAUUUUUUAGAAAAAACGUUGGGAUGGGUUUCAGCGGGAACAGAAGGAUUCAAGAAUGCAAGGGGAGGAAGUUCUACAGCAGCACGACAGGCUGGAAUAGCAGCUGCUCAGAAAGCAAUUUCAUUAGGAGUAGACAAAGCACGAAUAAAAAUCCGUGGUAUUGGAACUGGACGACAGGGUGCAGUAAAUGGCAUUGUAUUUGCUGGAGUGGACGUGGUCUCAGUUACAGAUGUUACCCCUGUUCCUCAUAAUGGCUGUAGACCCAGAAAAGUUAGAAGAGUGUAAAGUGACAAAUAAUUAAAAAAAGUUCUCAAUUUGAGGCA